Molecule: messenger RNA, 1675 nt
Organism: Pseudomassariella vexata
Lineage: Eukaryota; Fungi; Ascomycota; Sordariomycetes; Amphisphaeriales; Pseudomassariaceae
Product: transcription initiation factor IID, 31kD subunit-domain-containing protein
Exons: 1
Coding region: 367-1176 (269 amino acids)
Biological process (GO): DNA-templated transcription initiation; RNA polymerase II preinitiation complex assembly
Cellular component (GO): transcription factor TFIID complex; SAGA complex
Molecular function (GO): transcription coactivator activity; RNA polymerase II general transcription initiation factor activity; protein heterodimerization activity
Source: RefSeq, a predicted model, not a curated record
CUUCACGCGAUCGUCUAUAUCGAAGCUCCAGGCAUUGAAGCAUUGCAGCAUUGAAGCUUCAAUUUCCAGCUUUCUAUCUUUCAUCACAAUAGGAACAAACAACAAUAUACACGCGGCACCGGAACAAAUCUUUAAUUUUACUAUCCGAAUUCAGGCUUGAAUACCCUUCCUCAAGUCACAAAGGUCUUCUCUUUCAACUGACCCGCUACAUCUCGAGUAGUAGCACCCGAUGGAUUGAACCUCAUCGGCAACUCUGUAGCACAGCGCCUCCCGCGCCUGACCUUCUGUUUCAACUUCUUGCGAUCUCGGUACUAUCGCAUUCUGCGCUGCAGUUAUCGGCUAUAAUACACAGCAGGCACCGCUUAGAUGUCUCCACAAUCGCAAACCAACGGCGUCGCGCCUGCAUCCUCGGGACCGUCUCAAUCGCAACCAGCCCAAACGCAAUCAUCAAGCACUACACUCCCCGCCUCACAGCCUGUGCCAGGCGCAGCAGCAGCACUUGGCCCUGUCUCGCCUGCGAUCACCUCAGCCCCGCGCCCCCGCGACGCGCGCGUAAUUGAGCUCCUCCUGACUUCCCAAGGCGUGACUUCCUUCGACAGCCGCGUGCCCCUCCUCCUCCUCGACUUCGCCUACCGACAUACGUCCUCCAUCCUCUCCGAUGCCCUCCAUCUAACGACCGACCCCUUCAUCACCCACGCCGGCGCGAAGCCGAGCGCACAAUCCGGCGCUGCGCCCUCAGCCCCCGCCGCGGCCGACGCACAAGUCUCCACCAAUGCCGUGACGCUGGCCAUCGCCUCGCGGCAGGCAUACCAGUUCCGGGGUGGCAGCGGGGCCGGUGGAAGCGGUGGCGGCGGUGCAUCGAAGGAUUGGCUGCAGGAACUGGCCAAGGAACGAAACAAGGUCGCGCUGCCGCGUGUGCAUGCGCACGAGUGGGGUGUUCGACUUCCGGGUGAGCGGUUUGUACUCAGCGGUCAAGGCUGGGGAUUGCGGGACACGUGGGAGGAAGACGGGGAUGACGGUAGUUUGGAUGAGGAUGAGGACGAAGAGGAGAUGGAAGAUGUGAUGGAUAUCGACCCAGCCACCAAGAUUGAGCCAGCUACGGAAGGCGAGGGCGGCGGGCUGGACGAGUUCCUUGGCGAUGAUAUGGCAGAUGAGGAUAUGGAGGGGAUGGAGUAACCGAGGGCUUGGAUAUUGUCAGCACAGCAUCGAAAGCAAGCCAAGAGACUUGCUGGCUUUGGGUUUAGGCGUUUGCGAGGUCAUCCAAAACGGCCGGUUCGUAGGCUCGUUCCGGGGCUACAUGAAAAGUGCGAACUACGCUACAAAGGGAGUUGACCAGGCUGAGAAGAUGCCUGUACCUCCUUGAUGCAGCUCCUCGACACAGGUCUUCGACAACAGCUGUCUGUGAGAGAGGGGUGGUCUCAGUAGGUAGAGACCGCCUAGGUUUAGGAGAUGGCAGAGCAUCUGAGGCGUUUUAUUGAGAUGCGACAGAAAGGUGCCAGAAAUCGCUACGAAAUUCCGAUUUGCGUUGGAACUUCUGGUGAAGCUGCGGACUACAGUCAGGAAACCGUUGCAUAGAUCAAACGAGUCAUACACCACGAGACCAUCUAGGUCUGCAGUGCGUUUUUCCAAAGUCAUUACUGUGCAGAAUCAGAAGACAUGAUGCAGAAAAUUCUCU